CUGCUUUUCUGUGGCGUGUCCUUGCCGCUCUUCAUUAGCGCAGGCAGCCUGUCGGGGUUUGCGACUCUUUAGAUAGGCCCUAGUGAACCUUUCUUGAACUGUCCGGGAACCUGGGGCCUGAGGAUCAUGAGGUGGAUCUUAAGCUGUGUUCUUUAGUCUCAGCUGAAAGAGCACGAGAGUAAUUAACGAACUAAAAUAUGCGCAAAGUACUUUUGGAUCCCCAAAGUCUUGAUACCAUCAGGGUGAAGGAUAUAGGGAAAAUCUUGUGACCUUGGACAGAGGAAGAAAGAGACACCACGAAAAUCGUGAUUCAAAGAGUGUUUUAAUAAUAGCUCUAGGAAGAGAUGUCUUACUAAGAAGGUAGAAGAUUCUCGGGAUGAUAAUGAGGGGUCAUCCAGGAGCUCUGAUGUGGGAAAGAACUUAGGACUGGGUGGAUUCCAAUGGGGUGAACUGAGCAGUGACAAGGAAGACCAGCUGGCGAUAUUGGUCUGAGAAGGGGGCACAGCCGGAGCGUUGUACACUGAGGAGCUGCUCUCUCUUGAGGAAAGAGUCUGGAAGACAGGUCACUAGGGGUUCCUACAGAAUCCGCAUGAGGCCCAAAGUGGGACUGCCGUAGGUCACCUCCAGGAAGGAGGCACAGAGCCUAGGCGAGCCAGAAACGAGCCUGGAGCGCGCCGGAUGGCAGCCGCGGGCUCCUUUAAGAGGCCGGCGGCUCCAGCGCAGCAUCCCCCGCUCAGGGCGUGUCCGUCCCGGGGGGCCAGGGGCGGAGGCCUUGGAAGGAGCGGGAGUUCAAGUCGAGUGAGGACGGGGCUUAGACUAGGGGGUGGGGGCCAAAAGCUGGGACUGACAUCCGUGCACCUGAGCUCCACACGAGCAUCGCCGGUGACAGCACCCCGGGUCCGGUGGAGGGCAACGGGGGGGAGGAGGGGAGGAGGAGGAGGCGGGAGCAGCAUCCGGAGCCGAGCUGCAGCAGCGCCGCCUUUUGUGCUGCGGCCGCGGAGCCCCCGAGGGCCCGCUGCUCCGCACACCUGGCUCCAGAGGCCAUGGCUUGCCUCCAUGAUACCCGAACACCCUCCCCUUCCUUUGGGGGUUUUGUGUCUACUCUAAGUGAGGCUUCCAUGCGCAAGCUGGAUCCAGACACUUCAGACUGCACCCCAGAGAAGGACCUGACACCUACCCAAUGUGUACUUCGAGAUGUUGUGCCUCUGGGUGGACAGGGCGGGGGAGGGCCCAGUCCCUCCCCAGGUGGAGAGCCUCCCCCAGAGCCUUUUGCCAAUAGUGUCCUGCAGCUACAUGAGCAGGAUGCAGGUGGGCCAGGGGGAGCCACUGGGUCACCUGAGAGUCGAGCAUCGAGGGUGCGAGCUGACGAGGUGCGGCUGCAGUGCCAGAGCGGCAGUGGCUUCCUUGAAGGUCUCUUUGGCUGCCUGCGCCCUGUCUGGACAAUGAUUGGCAAAGCCUACUCCACAGAACACAAGCAACAGCAGGAAGACCUUUGGGAAGUCCCCUUUGAGGAGAUCCUGGACCUGCAAUGGGUAGGCUCAGGGGCUCAGGGUGCUGUUUUCCUGGGACGCUUCCAUGGGGAGGAAGUGGCUGUGAAGAAGGUUCGAGACCUCAAGGAAACCGACAUCAAGCAUCUGCGAAAGCUCAAGCACCCCAACAUCAUCACUUUCAAGGGUGUUUGCACACAGGCUCCCUGCUACUGCAUCCUUAUGGAAUUCUGCGCCCAAGGUCAGCUAUAUGAGGUGCUCAGGGCUGGCCGCCCUGUCACUCCUUCCUUGUUGGUGGACUGGUCCAUGGGCAUCGCUGGUGGCAUGAAUUACCUGCACCUGCACAAGAUCAUCCACAGGGACCUUAAGUCUCCCAACAUGCUCAUCACAUACGACGAUGUGGUGAAGAUCUCAGAUUUUGGCACUUCCAAGGAGCUGAGUGACAAGAGCACCAAGAUGUCCUUUGCGGGGACAGUGGCCUGGAUGGCCCCUGAGGUGAUACGCAAUGAGCCUGUGUCUGAGAAGGUCGACAUCUGGUCCUUUGGGGUGGUGCUAUGGGAACUGCUGACUGGCGAGAUUCCCUACAAAGACGUAGACUCCUCAGCCAUCAUCUGGGGCGUAGGAAGCAACAGUCUCCACCUGCCUGUGCCCUCCAGCUGCCCAGAUGGUUUUAAGAUUCUGCUUCGCCAGUGCUGGAACAGCAAACCACGAAACCGCCCAUCAUUCCGACAGAUCUUGCUGCACCUGGACAUCGCUUCUGCCGACGUGCUCUCCACACCCCAGGAGACUUAUUUUAAGUCCCAGGCAGAGUGGCGGGAAGAAGUAAAACUGCACUUUGAAAAGAUUAAGUCAGAAGGGACAUGUCUGCACCGCCUAGAAGAGGAGCUGGUGAUGCGAAGAAGGGAAGAGCUCAGACAUGCCCUGGACAUCAGGGAGCACUAUGAACGAAAGCUGGAGAGAGCCAACAACCUGUACAUGGAGCUGAAUGCCCUCAUGCUGCAGCUAGAACUCAAAGAGAGGGAGCUGCUCAGGCGAGAGCAGGCUUUGGAAAGGAGAUGUCCAGGUCUGCUGAAGUCACACCCUUCCCGCGGCCUCCUACAUGGAAACACGAUGGAGAAGCUCAUCAAGAAAAGGAACGUGCCACAGAAGCUGUCACCCCACAGUAAAAGGCCAGAUAUUCUCAAGACAGAAUCUUUGCUACCUAAACUAGAUGCAGCCCUAAGUGGGGUGGGGCUUCCUGGGUGUCCUAAGGGACCCCCCUCACCAGGAAGGAGUCGUCGUGGCAAGACCCGUCACCGAAAGGCCAGUGCCAAGGGCAGCUGUGGAGACCUGCCUGGGCUUCGAGCAGCUUUGCCACCCCAUGAGCCUGGAGGACUAGGAAGCCCAGGGGGCCUAGGAGUGGGCCCUUCAGCUUGGGAUGCCUGCCCCCCUGCUCUCCGUGGACUCCACCAUGAUCUUCUACUGCGAAAGAUGUCCUCAUCAUCCCCAGAUCUGCUGUCGGCAGCACUGGGAGCACGAGGCCGAGGGGCCACAGGGGGAGCUCGGGAUCCUGGCUCACCUCCUCCACCCCAGGGCGAUACUCCUCCAAGUGAGGGAUCAGCUCCUGGUUCUACCAGCCCAGAUUCACCUGGGGGAGCCAAAGGGGAACCACCUCCACCAGUAGGACCUGGUGAAGGCAUGGGGCUGCUGGGAACUGGAAGGGAAGGGACUGCAGGCCGGGGAGGAAGCCGGGCUGGGUCCCAGCACUUGACCCCAGCUGCACUGCUGUACAGGGCCGCUGUGACUCGAAGUCAGAAACGCGGUAUCUCAUCUGAAGAGGAGGAAGGAGAGGUAGACAGUGAAGUAGAGCUGCCCCCCAGUCAGAGGUGGCCUCAGGGCUCGAACAUGCGUCAGUCACUCUCUACCUUCAGUUCAGAGAACCCAUCAGAUGUGGAGGAAGGUACAGCUAGUGAGCCUUCCCCCAGUGGCACACCAGAAGUUGGCAGUACCAACACUGAUGAGCGGCCAGAUGAAAAGUCUGAUGAUAUGUGCUCCCAGGGCUCAGAAAUCCCACUGGACCCACCUGCUUCAGAGGUGGUCCCUGACCCUGAAACCAGCUCCGUGCCCGCGCAACAACAGGAUGUACUCAGAGGUGAGCAGGGCCCCAAUCCUGAGGACUCAGACUGUGACAGCACUGAACUGGACAACUCCAACAGCAUUGAUGCCUUGCGACCCCCAGCCUCCCUUCCUCCAUGAAAGACACUCUUAUUCCUUGUAUAUAGAGAAAUAUUUAUAUAAAUAAUAUAUAUGCGCCACAUAAUCAACAGAUAGACGGGGCUUUCUUAGCCUUAAAUCAGGCUUGAGAGUGAAGGAACCCCCCUUGACCAAUUACAGAUAAGUUCUAGGGACACUGGCAGCUGUGGAAACGAAUGAUUCCAAGUACUACCCUAGAGCUCCGAGGGAAGGAAACUGGUCCCUUCUUGCUUCACCCCAUUCCUUAUGUUCAGCAAGCGUCUAGGCAAUAGAAAAGCCAGGCUUGUCUCUACACUGUCCACCCCUGAACACUGGGGGGCAGGAGAGGAUCCACUUAAGACUGCACUUUUAUUUUCCAUUUACUGUUUACACAUUUUGCACUUGGGAGGAGGGAAACUAAGGCUGGGUCCUCCCCUCUGAGGUUUCUCAGGUGGCAAUGUAACCCAUCUCUUCGUCCCUGUUUCUCUGCCCAAGCCCUGGCUUAAGGCCCAGAGGCAAGUUAAAAGACUGAUAGCAUGUGAUGGCUCAGGCUGAAGAGCUGGACAACUGGGGUGCUGUUAAAGUCCCUACUAUUAUCCUGGUGCCUGGUAAGGGUGGGGACUGUCUUAUUGUAACCCCUGUGAACAACCCUGAAAUAUAACCACUCCAUGCAGGCCCA
Molecule: messenger RNA, 4377 nt
Organism: Microtus ochrogaster (prairie vole)
Lineage: Eukaryota; Metazoa; Chordata; Mammalia; Rodentia; Cricetidae
Gene: Map3k12
Product: mitogen-activated protein kinase kinase kinase 12
Biological process (GO): protein autophosphorylation; JNK cascade
Cellular component (GO): cytoplasm
Molecular function (GO): MAP kinase kinase kinase activity; ATP binding
Source: RefSeq, a predicted model, not a curated record